Cottoperca gobio is the source of this 4504-nucleotide messenger RNA. RefSeq lists its product as uncharacterized. The transcript has 3 exons. Lineage: Eukaryota; Metazoa; Chordata; Actinopteri; Perciformes; Bovichtidae. The record is from RefSeq and is a predicted model, not a curated record. The coding region runs from base 146 to 1444 and encodes 432 amino acids.
GACCCCACUCCAGUCUGAGGAGACAGGCAGUUUUUCCAAAGGCAGAUUAACUCUCCCACAUCUCUCCUCAAAGCACCACAGACUUGAAAGGGUAGAGGCAGCACCAGAGGGCUAUGAUGAUUCACCACAAUCCACAGUCUUAGAAAUGCAAACGAAUGAUUCAUGCUCUGAGGCACAGAGACGGAACAAUCUCAGUCAUGGCAGCCUUUCAACGUUGUCUUUCCAUAGCAACAAAUAUACAGAAAGAUCUAAUUUGGCUCUCGACGGGGCGCCAGACUCUCCAAAAGCGGAGGUAGUGUUCCCCGAGCCCACUGAUGAAGAAGUGUGUGUAGAGAUGAGUGUGGAUGAGCCAGAGUUGGAGGUGUGUGUGAUGCAGCCUGCAAAGCCUAUGCUGCACCACAGAAUCGCCUCUCAUGUUCAACAAGGGCACUCGCUCACUCGCCGAGGUCAACACAAAGACGCAAGCUUUAACUAUCGCAGUCCCGCUUCUGUGGACGAUAUUAUCAGGGCUUCUCCAAGAACCCCAGAACCAGAACUCUGGAGAGCUGCGGCCCAAGGCUCUAAACUCUGGGACUCUAAGCGGCGAAGUCAGAGCCUCGACUCACGGAGACGUAAAGAGAGCAGGUUCCUGACUCCUGAUGCGUGGGUAGACUCUCUCAGCCAAGAGAACUGCUCUGUUGCAUCUUCCUUACGCCCAGACACUCUGUUCUGGGAACCCCAGAGCUCUCCGACCAGGAAUAUCUCCAAAUCUCCUGCUGCUACCCAAGCUGCCUCCCGGUCACCUCAGGCUGUGGACGCUUUAUCUCUAAGGAGCAGAGUAGAGAGGCCCAUAUCACAUGCUGACGUGCCUCGCCACUACGAGCCAAGAAGAGAGGCGUCCAUCUUUCCCAAUACUGUCAAAUGGCCAAUUGACUACCGGGAGGCCAUGAAAGAGGCAGAAGAUUCCUUGGAGGCCAUGAAGGAAGCUUCCAGAUGCUUACCACAUGGUGAUAAUUACCAAGAGGCACUGGAAGUGGAGGCAGGGGGCUACGAGGGAGUGCCAGAGUCUGGGAGCAGCUACAGCAGUUAUGCCAGCAGCGGCCGAGGCAGCAUGGAGCCCGCCAACGGACGCCUGUCCCUGUGUCACCUUUCCCCAACCCUCCCCUGCUCACCUGACACUGUAGAGGAGAGCCUGGAGCACACAGGGAACAAGCACAGUCACACAAUGGAACAAAGCCAAAGGAGGAAGGCUUCAGUUGAUGAGAAUUAUGAGUGGGAUGCUGCUGAUUUCUGCUCACAGCCUGGAGACCUUGAGGACCUGCUUCCUUCAUUGAAAUUACUGAUGCCUGCUCCGUGCUGUAGCCUUCCCAGAAUGCAGCACUCCACUAAGGCACAGCUCUCUUUGCUCCUGGGGCAUCAAAGCAGCUGCUCUGCUGAACCCGAACCAGACACCGUGCUGUUCUGACAGCGGCAGCCUACGGCUCAUCUCACCUGACGUGUCCUUUCACUUAUCGACUCGCAUCACAAGACGACGAAAAGUGCAUGUGGCAGAAACUGAGCUUUUAUCUGACCAAUCUAAUUCCUUUUUUCAAACAAAAAAAAACUUUUGAGUGGGCCAUUCUGCUUGGUCUCUUUGUUAAACUUCACUUGGAAUAUAAGGAUUUUCAACAAUACAUGUCUCAGUAAAAAAUAUAUUGGGAGACACAGAAUCACCUUUACCCAUCACGCAGCGCUUUAAAAGUGUGUUUUUCUAAGUCUUAAAAGAAAAACACACUUUUAAAGCGCUGCUUUAAAAGCAAAUAUUUUUUGCUCUUGGCAUUUUCUUUUGAGACAGUCUGCCAAUCUGCCGAUAUCAAAGCUUUUCACUGUGCUGAUGGAUUCACCACAUUCUCUGUGUGUGGUUUGAUACGCAUUCAUCAUCCAGGCAUGACUCAGUGGCCACACAAGGGACAAAACGAUCUCAGUCAUCAUCAAGUGACGGGCUUAGGCUGGGGAUGAUUACGUUUUUAAAUGUCAUCAAUCACCUUUGAGUUUAACAAGAACUACUUAUGAAAUGCCAAUAAAUAAGGAAGAUGAAUAGAAUAUGAAAUAUUAUUCUGCGACACUACUGUUUUGCUUCAGUGUAACACCGUUUCUCCCAACAGAGAUCAUUACUGCUUUUUUUGCUUUUAAAAUACUAUGAAUCUAAAACUCCUCAGUGUGGAUGAAAGACUUAGUUUCCUCUCCAGGCUGGCUCCUUGAUCAGGGAAGCAGGACGUCUAAUUAUGUUUGGUAAUUGAAGUGGUUUAAGUAAACUUGUAGGGUUUGUCCUUGUUUAUUUCUUUAUGGACAUAAAAGGAAAUUCUCUUUUUUUCUUUCUUUGGACUUUAAUUUGCCAAGAGUCAAUUUAAUCACUCAGUGAUUCCCAGGAACACCUGCUUUGCACUCACACAGUUGUUAACGUUGACACUUGGGAGCCGACUGUGGUGCGGAUAAGUGGCACCAGUUGAGAUGCCUUGUCUGAGGGCACGUCAACAGCAGGUAGUGAAUGCUUCCCUGUAGGCCUGGGCGACAAUUCAACAUUAUUCUUUAUCGACUUCCAAUGAAAUUGCAUAGUAAUGCUGUCACAUUACAAAAUGUUGUUGUCCAAAUUAAGAGUUAGAAACAAAUUGCUCAGUCACAUAAGUAUUUAUAACUGCAAAGAUUCAGACCCUAAUUCAUUCAUUUCAGUGGAAACCAUAUGUUUAGCAAAUAUUAUGGAAGUGCCCAAAAAAACGUUUUCAAUGCAAAGUAGCUAAAGCCUGGUAAUUUGCAUAUUGGUGACUUAUUUACAUAACUUUUUACAUAUAAGAUUUGUUUUUAUUAAAGUAAAAAAAUAAAAGUCUAGCUGAAAUUAACUGACUAACUAGCUUUAUUAUUAGUUAUUUUUUAUUUUCAACUUGCUGUCAUCUCAUCAAGUUCCCCGGGCAAACAAUGGGGAUCAGUGAUUGGUCGUGAUGAUUCAUGGGGAAAUUCCUGUCAAGGAUGUAUAAAGAGAACUGGAUACAUGAACAGCGCCGUGCUUUGAAGCCAAUUUUCAUAGUGGCCAAACCGUGUAAUGAUGUCAUUGGGCCGAAAAAUACUUUUUUACCUUAUACUUACGUUGUGAAACAAAUGUCUGUAAAUCAGCGGGUAAUCUUUUAAAAAUGUUAUACCCAGCAAUAAAACGUUUUGGCUUCAUGCGCCACUGAGCAACUUUCACUUUCAAUAAACCGAGCUCCGCCUCCAACACUGUAUCCAGUUCUCGGUAUACAUCCCUGAAUCACAUUUGAUGAUUGGUCGACUAAAUGUAACAGUGGAACACAGUUCAUUGCAUCCAACAUUAAUUUGAUAAUGUCAUAUGUUAUAUAUAUCAUGUGUUGUGAUAUAAUAUUAAAUUAGAAAAUUGGACAUAUAAAAACCAUUGAUCUCGCCAAGCCCUACUUCCCAGUGAAGAUUCAGAUUGUUCCUGUUAGUUCUGGGGAUAAAUCGAACGACUCUGCUGCCACAAACCUGCAGCCACUGCCCCUAAACCUGCUGAGAGAAACAUGCUUAUGCCUCAUGCUCUCUUUUCUUCACGAACAAUGGAAGAAAAAGGAAAACUGGGUUUUGCUUGCUUCUCUAGCUUAAGGCCUUCACAUUAGUCAACCAAAUAAUUAACUCAGAGCUCCACAGUGUUCCAGAGCAUUGUGGGGUAUCCAUCCUAUAAUUGAAAUUCUCUCAUAGAGGCUACAUUUACUGCAAAUCAAUGUUUCACUUUUGUAGGACAUUUUAAUUUUCUGGUGUACACAUAUUGUACCUCAAGUCUGUAAAUGAUCAAACCCCUAUGUGCUGCUCUGGGGAUUUGUAGUCAGCACUACUUUUUUGCCCACGUUUUUGAAAUUGAAUCUAAAUAUUGUGCUUCCAAUACUUCAAACAAAGAAAAGUAUGUGAACUUUUUUUUUUUACCCAUUUUCGACUAAAAUAUGAAUAGUUGAAUUAUAUGGGGAUCUACUAGAUGCUGUGUGUUGAGUGAUCUGAAGGAUUCAAUCAUGAGUGUUCCAGAAGAAAAUGUACACAACACAGCCCUGGCACAUUGCUGUAUACUAUAAUGUGAAUAAACCAUACUGCACAAUACAACAGCACUAAAACAUCACGAAAGCAAACGUGUUCACAAAGAGACGUGGACAACAGCGAGGGCUCAUGAACCUGAUUGUUAUACUGCUACUGUUUCAGUUAUUAUGUGUACUUUAAAGCAAGCAUUCUUUUAUCAUGGAUAUUAAUAAGCAGCAAAUAAAUGAUUUGUAAAUGACAGGAAGUGAUUCUUGAAGCUAGAAACCAUUCAAAAAUAAAUGUCUUAUACAAAUUGAAAAGUCAAAAUUUAUGUUGUUCAUGUUACCUUAUAUACAUGUGAGUUACUGUUAAAGUCAACGUGCUGUCAGACUUUCCCAGACUGGAUUAUAUUUGUUGAAAUCAACAAUGUGAUUAAAGCAUUAUUUGAAAUACAUUAAUAUGGCAAAUUUUUGCUUUUAGAAAAAUAAAAUAAAUA